AUGAGGGUCUUUUCGUAUUGGGUCUUUCCCAUCAUAUCCGGCGUUGUGUGGCUCGCGACUCUCCUAGGACUACUGCUGCACUGGAUCAUCGACACACACAGGAAGAUAUACGGAUCCGAAGAUGGAGGCCAAACAAUCGCAUACAUUUCCGAUGUGGGAGCUGCCGAGCUGAAACCCUUAUUCGUCGCUGGCUGCAUUAUCACCACCAUUUUCCUCGACCUAGCCUUCGCAUGCGAUCGACUCCUACGCCACAAUGGUCGCUUGGUGCCAAACACGUCGGUCGGCGAGAAGGUCCUGAGCGGCUUGUCCAUUGUAUUUGCUAUCAUCGGUACCUUUGGUCUGUGCCUGCUUUCUGGCUUCGACACGGCGCACUACCCGACGCUGCACGAUAUUUUCCUGCUACUCUUUAUUGCCGGGUACCUGAUCUCGGCCGUCUUCAUCUGCUGGGAGUACCAACGUCUUGGAAAGAAAUACCGCCAGCACCGCGUCCUCCGCAUGUCCUUUUGGGUAAAGCUGACCUUCAUCAUCGUGGAGCUUGGGCUCGCCAUCGGCUUCGCCGUGUGCAACUUCCGCAAGGACUACAACCACGCCGCCAUCUUGGAGUGGGUAGUGGCCUUCGUCUUCACCUUCUACGUCUUCUCCUUCAUCAUCGACCUGUACCCGGCUGUGAAGACACGCAACGGAGACCGGUACUCGUUGCGGCCAAUGAACACGAACGACAUGGGUGAGGCCCUGCGCGAGGAGCACCCGAGCGUCUUCGGCCAGCCGCGCGACACCCGCGAUAGCGACCGUACGCUGACCAACGCGCACAAUGCCCCAGCACCGGCACACCACAACAAGGGGCGAAGCGCGCACACCGACUUCUAG
Messenger RNA from Anthostomella pinea, 867 nucleotides. The record is from the annotation of a GenBank genome assembly. NCBI's taxonomy places the organism in Eukaryota, Fungi, Ascomycota, Sordariomycetes, Xylariales, Xylariaceae.